This is a messenger RNA of Argiope bruennichi, 1073 nucleotides long. It is a transcript of the gene Non3, whose product is annotated as ribosome production factor 2 homolog. Bases 101 to 1012 code for a protein of 303 amino acids. The transcript has 9 exons. Gene Ontology annotation, molecular function: rRNA binding. Gene Ontology annotation, biological process: maturation of LSU-rRNA from tricistronic rRNA transcript (SSU-rRNA, 5.8S rRNA, LSU-rRNA); ribosomal large subunit assembly. The record is from RefSeq and is a predicted model, not a curated record. Lineage: Eukaryota; Metazoa; Arthropoda; Arachnida; Araneae; Araneidae. Gene Ontology annotation, cellular component: nucleolus.
GGCUUUAACUGUAACUCUCUUCUUCAUCUGCACAUAAAUUUUAUAAACACGCGUGUUUCAUAUUAUUUCUCUAAUAAAAGGAAUAUUAAAGUUUAAUUAGAUGGAACAUCAAAUUAAGAAGCCUAAGACUAGGCCUGGCAAAAGAUUUUUAGAAAAUCGGGAACCAAAGUUAAUUGAAAAUGACAAAAAAACCAUAUUUAUCAGAGGUGUGAACUGCAAUCAGACAGUUCUCACUGCUAUGAAAGACUUUGCAUCUCUUAAAAAGCCUAACUGUGUGUUUUUCAACAGAAAAAAUGACAUUAAGCCAAUGGAAAAUGCUGCAACAUUGGAAUUUUUCUGUCAAAAAUCUGAUGCAAGCUUGUUCAUGUUUGGAUCUCAUAAUAAGAAGCGACCAAAUAAUUUAAUAGCUGGAAGAUUGUUUGAUUACCAUAUUUUAGAUAUGUUUGAACUAGGCAUUGAAGAUUUCAAACCAAUGAAAAAUUUUAAGACUGCAAAAGUGCCUAUGGGUAGUAAACCAAUGUUACUAUUUACUGAAGGGUUUGAAGAAACUCUUGAACAUAAAAGAUUAAAAAACUUUUUUAUAGAUUUCUUCAGAGGACCAGUUGUUGAAUAUAUUAAUCUCAAAGGUUUGGAACACUUGAUUGUCUUCUCCAUAGUUCAUGGAAAAAUUCUAUUCAGAAGUUACAAGACAAUAUUAAAAAAGGCCACUGAAAGCACAGCUCCUACUGUGGAACUGCAAGAAAUUGGGCCUCACAUGAAUUUUGUUCUUCGACGUCAUCAGUUAGCUUCUGAAGAUUUGUUCAAAAAGGCUUGCAAGAGGCCUAAACAACUGAAGCCAACUAAAGUUAAGAAUGUUGAUAAAGAUACAUUUGGUACAACUCAUGGUCGCAUACAUAUGGAGAGACAAGAUUAUGCCAAACUUCAAACAAGAAAGUUGAAAGGUCUUAAGAAAAGGAAAAGUGACGCUAUCAGUGAUGUUCCAGACAAAAAGGCCAAAGUCGAAGAAACAUAAAUAAAAUUUGACAGCUUAUUUGUAAAGUUUUGUUAAUAAAAUAAAUGUUUUUAUUAUAAGA